GGAGCGAAAGGGGUAGGCCAGAGGAAUCACCAUCGGUAUCGUAAUGCAAAGACGGCGUUAUGGCACUACAAGGCUGGCGCUUUUUCGGUGUCUCGGCGACCAUCAUCAUCUACAUAGGCGGCGUCCUAUUCCUCUCCAUGAACAACAUACCCGGGUCGCAUCCGAAACGGCCGCGCAUCGAGCGCUUUGCCGAGUUUCCCAGCUUUCAUAGUCCUCGGUUCCCCAUGCCCAGCCGCAAGAUGACCAUUCGCUGGUGUCGCGACCUCAAGUACAUGAAUCGAGAUCUUCCAAACUACACAGACUACAGGGCCGACUUCUACACAGCACUGCCCAGCGAUGUGAGUACCAGCCUGCAGGCCGCCUCGCCCACGCUGACGGCCUUGGCCAGUUUCCCAGGCAGUGGCAACACCUGGCUAAGGUAUCUGCUGCAGCAGGCUACGGGAGUGCUGACGGGCAGCAUCUACAAAGACUACGGACUGCUCAAGACGGGCUUCCCCGCGGAGAACGUGUGCAACAGCUCAGUAUUAUUGGUGAAGACGCACGAAUGGGGCGGCAAGGCCUGGGCCCCAUUCGCCAAAGCAAUCCUCCUGGUGCGGGAUCCCGAGAAGGCGAUCAUAGCCGAGUUCAAUCGCCAGAGCGGAGGACACAUCGGCUUCGCCUCACCUGAUCGCUACAAGCGCACAAAGGGUAAAUAUUGGCAGCAAUUCGUGAGCAAUAAGCUCAAGGGCUGGGAGCUAAUGAAUCUCAGCUGGGCGCGCAAUUUUACGGGCAGUAUUAAAGUCGUAUUCUACGACGACCUAGUGCACCACACGGAGCGCGAGCUGCGGGCCAUCCUCGACUUCCUGCAGUUCCCCAUCGACGAGACACUGUUGCGGUGCGCCAUUCUGCGCAAGGAAGGGAUCUUCAGGCGAAAGAAACGCCUGCUCUCCUUCGAUCCUUACACAGAGGCGAUGCGGGCCGAGGUUCAGGCCCGGAAACGCAUCGUCUACGGCCUGCUAGGCCGAAAGGAGCACUAGAUUAUUAGAACUAAAGCUAUGUGAUUAUCAUCUUUUGGAUGAUUCUAAGAGAAGAUUUUGUGCAACGAGAUAAGCAAAUCAAAGCAAUGCAAAUCGUACCACCAAAUGACGCACAGACCAACCGGAAUUGGAGCACAAAUCCCACACACGCCGCCUAACUGCCUAACUGCAUACAUAGGCGACUGCAAUGCACAUCACAUCACAUCACAAAAUAAUAACACUUGACAUAGGACCAUAGAUCUCACUGGAAUCUGGAAUAGCUAGAAUACUAAGUAGGCUUACGCUACCC
Molecule: messenger RNA, 1305 nt
Organism: Drosophila obscura
Lineage: Eukaryota; Metazoa; Arthropoda; Insecta; Diptera; Drosophilidae
Product: WSCD family member GA21586
Exons: 5
Coding region: 60-1016 (318 amino acids)
Source: RefSeq, a predicted model, not a curated record